AUGGAACCGCCGGAGUCAACCGCCGCCGAGAAAAUAAUACUACGCUGGGACUCCACUGCUUCCGAGGACGCUCGGGAGAAAAUGAUCUUCACCGGUGACCGUCACGAAAUCGACCGGUAUCUCGAUGCCGUGGACGAGCUACAGAAAUCCAUGUCCUCUGCCACGCUAUCCGAUUCCUCCUCCUCCUCUGCCGCCUCAUCCACUCUCCAGAUCGCUAUGGCUCGGCUAGAGGACGAGUUCCGCAACAUCCUCCUUUUGCACACUUCACCUAUCGAGGCCGAGUCUCUCACCGAGUCAACUAACUCGGAGCUGACCUCUCAGGAAUUUGAGUUGAAAGAGGAGAUCGAGGAUACAAGCUUUGACAAACAGUUCGAGCAUCAGGAGAGCAACAGCAGCACCACCAGCAGCUGUUACAAGUCCACUAGCAGCAUAAGAGAAGUAGAUCUUAUCCCCAGCGACGCGGUCUACGACCUUCGCUGCAUAGCGGAACGGAUGAUUGCUGCGGGAUACUUGCGCGAGUGUAUUCAGGUGUACGCCAGUGUGAGGAAGUCUGCUGUCGACGCGAGUCUGAAGAAGCUAAAUGUUGAGAAAUUGAGCAUUGGUGAUAUUCAGAGGCUAGACUGGGAGACGCUGGAGACGAAGAUCCGGCGCUGGAUACGCGCCGCUAAGAUAUGCGUUCGCGUGCUCUUCGCGAGCGAAAGGAGGCUGUGCGAGCAGAUAUUCGAAGGUUUGGGAAAUUCUGCUGAUGAUGCAUGUUUUAUGGAAACUAUAAAAGGUCCUGCUAUUCAGUUGUUUAAUUUCGCAGAAGCGAUUAGCAUUAGUAGGCGAUCGCCUGAGAAAUUAUUCAAGAUAUUGGAUUUACAUGAUGCUUUGUCUGAUUUGUUGCCUGAUAUUGAGACUGUUUUCGAGUCGAAAUCAAGCGAGUCGAUUAGGGUACAGGCUGUUGAGAUAUUGUCUAGGUUAGCUGAGGCAGCGAGAGGGAUAUUAUCAGAAUUUGAGAAUGCAGUGCUUCGUGAACCUUCAAAAGUUCCAGUUCCCGGAGGGACAAUUCAUCCUUUGACUAGAUAUGUGAUGAAUUAUAUUAGUUUGAUUUCGGAUUAUAAGCAGACUUUAAUUGAAUUGAUCGUGUCAAAGCCAUCGACUGGGCCAAGAUAUUCAAGUGAUCCGACUGUGCCAGAUAUGGAUUUUUCAGAGUUUGAAGGUCAGGCUUCAACAUUGGCGCUUCAUUUGAUCUGGAUUAUUGUGAUUUUGCAGUUCAAUUUGGAUGGUAAAUCUAAGCAUUACAAGGAUGCUUCCUUGGCUCAUUUGUUUAUGAUGAAUAAUGUUCAUUAUAUUGUUCAAAAGAUUAAAGGGUCACCUGAGCUGAGGGAAAUGAUUGGAGAUGAUUAUUUGAGGAAGUUAACAGGAAAAUUCCGUUUGGCUGCAACUAAUUAUCAGCGGGCAACCUGGGUGAGAGUAUUGUAUUGCUUGAGAGAUGAGGGUUUGCAUGUAAGUGGAAGCUUUUCAUCUGGUGUGUCAAAAAGUGCUCUGAGAGAGAGGUUUAAGGCCUUCAAUGCUAUGUUUGAGGAGGUCCAUAGAACUCAAGCUACCUGCUUAUAG
This is a messenger RNA of Sesamum indicum (sesame), 1599 nucleotides long. NCBI's taxonomy places the organism in Eukaryota, Viridiplantae, Streptophyta, Magnoliopsida, Lamiales, Pedaliaceae. The record is from RefSeq and is a predicted model, not a curated record.